GCUUGUUGAUGUACCACGUACAUACGACAUACCAGUUCUGACGACUGCAGCCAACGAUGUGCUCACACAGUCAAAACCAGAAGCACUACCCCGAACUCAACUAUGGAUCUGGGGCUAAAUGGAUCAAGGGUUUAACUCAAAACCGGCUGUCCACUUUCCUUGGGGGUCACUUCGAAGACGUCAACCUGUCUUCUGUCCUCUACACUCAUCGCAUCGAUGGCUCGCAUCAUGUAGAUCUCCAAGUUUGGAGCGCACCAGGUCUUACAAAACCCUCGUUUCAAGAGGCAACGAAACAAGAAUUCAAACCAGCAAAGAAGGGUGAUUCAUUUGGGCCAUCUUGGACAAACCACUGGUGGAAGGUCACUCUCAAGAUUCCCUCCUAUUGGCAACAGUAUGAGCGUGUACAAUUUGAGUUUGACCCUGGCUGCGAAGCUAUGAUAUUCUCCACGGAUGGUGUCCCGCUCCAAGGAAUUACCGGCGGCUACGGCGGAGAUCGCAGGGUUGAACAUAUCAUUCCGCCUCAAGCUGUUCGUGACGGCCACUAUGCUGUAGUCAUCGAGUCUAGUUGCAACGGCAUGUUUGGCGUGCCAUGGAAUGGUGACACCAUCGCGCCCCCAGAUAUGAACAGGUAUUUCCAGCUUGCAUCCGCAGAUUUAGUUGUUACAAACCAAGAUGCUUGGCAUCUGAUGUGGGACUUCACCACUCUUCGCGAGAUUGUGGACACUGUACCUGGCAACACUAACCUUCAAAAUAAGGCACUUGUCACAGCCAAUAAAAUCAUGAAUGCAUUUAAAUCUGGAGAUCCCGAGAACGUCAAACGUAUGCGCGGAAUUGCUGAGGAUGUCUUCGGAAAAGGUUGGCAUGCAAAAGGUGACAAGAUAUACAACGAAGGCCCCAAAAAGGCUCAGGUUGUCGGGAUUUCAUACUGCCAUAUCGAUACAGCAUGGUUGUGGCCUUAUUCAGUCACUCAGCAGAAGACAGCAAGGUCCUGGUCUACCCAGAUUGAUUUGAUGGAACGUUAUCCAGAACAUAGAUUUGCCUGUUCUCAAGCCCAACAAUUCAAAUGGCUUGAGGAGCAAUAUCCUCCGCUUUUUGAACGUAUCAAGAAGAAAGUGGCAUCUGGCCAAUUUCAUCUCAUUGGUGGUUCGUGGGUUGAGAACGACGGAAAUAUGCCUUCAGGUGAAGCCCUCGUCCGGCAAUUCCUAUACGGUCAAAACUACUUCGAAUCACGUUUUGGAAAGCGGUGUGAGACUGCUUGGCUCCCGGACUCUUUUGGGCUCACUGCGGCCUAUCCGCAGCUGAUUAGGGAUGCAGGCAUGAAAUACUUCUUCACACAGAAGUUGAGUUGGAAUAACAUAAACGCGUUCCCGCAUUCCACCUUCAAUUGGGUUGGCAUCGAUGGCUCACAAGUCCUUUGUCACAUGACACCCGUCGAUACUUACACCGCACAAGCAACAGUCGGAGACGUCAACAAGGGGAUUACAAAUCAUAAGAACCUUGAAUCAGAUGCUACUGCCCUUCUGGUCUUCGGAAACGGAGAUGGAGGAGGAGGAGCAUUGCCUAAGAUGCUAGAGAACCUGCGUCGCAUUCGUGCGACGACUAAUGAACACAGAGAACUUCCAACUGUUAGUAUGGGAAGUUCUGUCGAGGAGUUCUUUGAGGACAUUGAAGAAAAUUCCAAGGAGGGAAAAACGCUGCCAGUUUGGAAAGGGGAAUUGUACCUUGAGUUCCAUAGGGGGACCUAUACCUCGCAUGGUUCCAUCAAGAAAGGUAAUAGGAAGUGCGAGAUACUUUUGAGGGAUGUGGAGCGCGUAGCUACCCUGGCUUCGAUCCUCAAGCCCGGGGGACAUUCGUAUGUAUAUCCCAAGCGGGCUAUUGAUGAGUGCUGGGAGAAAGUGUUACUCAAUCAGUUCCAUGAUGUCUUACCUGGAUCUGCAAUCGGCAUGGUCUAUGAUGACGCAGAGAAGUUAUACGCCGAAGUUCACGAAGUAUGCACUGGUCUUCUCGAGGAUGCGUUUGGUGUUCUCCUCCCACGAUCGUCACCCCUCCUGUCGAAUUCGACAUCGGAAACACUAGUUGCGUUUAACACCACGUCAUUUGCGCGCCACGAUGUUAUCAAGGUCCCUUUGUCCAAAGAUGCUGCUCGCAUGAAAACGCAAGUUAUUCAAACAUCUGCAGAUGGCAAGCACGGAUAUGCUUUAAUGCACUCGGUGGGAAACAAGGUCGUGUCACAACCCGUGGGGAUGCCUUCGGUUUGUACGCCUGCAUCUGUGUUUACCAAUGGAACGGACCACUUCGUCCUCAGGAACGCCAACGUCCAGCUCACCAUCUCAGAGGGACGAGUCACCAGCCUGAUUGACGUGAGACUUGGUCGUGAGCUUAUUCCCAAAGGAAGAUCCGGUGGAUUAGUCAUUUUCGAAGAUCGUCCUAAUUACUGGGACGCUUGGGAUGUCGAAAUCCACCACCUCGAAACUUCUACUCCGCUUGCGUUUUCUCAAGUUCGGGUCAUUGCCGAAGGGCCCCUUCGGGCCGCUGUUCAGACACAAAUUAAAUACGGGAAAAGUACAAUCGACGUCACGAUCUCCCUCGAUGCCAUUACUGCAACGAUGAAAGGAGAUUCCCGCUCUUAUUUCAAUUUCGAUGCUGUGGUCGACUGGCGUGAGAGACACAAGUUCCUCAAGUUUGAACUACCACUCGACAUCAAUAACACGUAUGCGACUUAUGAGUCACAGUUUGGGUUUGUUCAGCGGCCGACACACAAGAACACGACGCUGGACGCUGCCAAGUUUGAGGUCUGUGGGCACAAGUUCGCAGAUCUUAGCGAAUAUGGAUAUGGUGUCGCUUUCCUCUCAGAAUCCAAGUAUGGCUUUGCAUGCGAAGGCAACGUCCUUCGUAUCUCCCUGCUCAGAGCGGCCACGGCCCCUGACUCGGAGCAGGAUCAAGGCAGGCACGAGUUCUCGUGGGCAGUCAUGCCUCAUGCAGGCUCCUUCCUCGAAUCCGACGUUCCGAUAGCUGCCUUUAUCUAUAAUUCUCCCUUGCACGUGAGAACUGUCCCUGGGAAUCACGCGGGCCACGUCGUUCCACCUCUUCCGUUCUUGUUUGAGGGCACACCAAACAUCUUUUUGGAGACCAUCAAGAGAGGAGAAGACGACUUCAAGCCGAAUACUUCCAGCACAACCGUCAUCUUGCGCAUGUACGAAGCCUUUGGUGGGCAUGGAUCUAUCAAGCUACACCUCGGAAAACACGUACCUGUGAAGAGCGCGUAUGUCACGAACAUCCUGGAAGACACUAAAGGAGAACUCGGCCUGAUGUCCACGGCGGGAUCGCAUAGCACGCUCAAGCUUGAAUUCAGAAGUUUCGAAGUGAAAACUGUAAAAUUGGUGUUGGAAACCAAGUCUGACAUCUCAGCCAUCUCGCCUAAGACAUCUGCGAAGAGAGAUAGCUGGGUCACUGUCAACAAGGAAUUGUAAUUUUAAUCUUGAAAUUGGUUGAGCUGACGCGGACUAUCCCUUGUAUGUGUACUACUUAGUGAUGUAAAACUGUACAGUACCUGAAAUAAAGUUUUGUAACAAUC
Molecule: messenger RNA, 3574 nt
Organism: Suillus fuscotomentosus
Lineage: Eukaryota; Fungi; Basidiomycota; Agaricomycetes; Boletales; Suillaceae
Product: glycoside hydrolase family 38 protein
Exons: 30
Coding region: 57-3470 (1137 amino acids)
Biological process (GO): mannose metabolic process; oligosaccharide catabolic process
Cellular component (GO): fungal-type vacuole membrane
Molecular function (GO): carbohydrate binding; alpha-mannosidase activity
Source: RefSeq, a predicted model, not a curated record